Messenger RNA from Neoarthrinium moseri, 711 nucleotides. RefSeq lists its product as uncharacterized. The transcript has a single exon. The record is from RefSeq and is a predicted model, not a curated record. NCBI's taxonomy places the organism in Eukaryota, Fungi, Ascomycota, Sordariomycetes, Amphisphaeriales, Apiosporaceae. The coding region runs from base 1 to 711 and encodes 236 amino acids.
AUGUUGCACUCAACCAUCGCCGUCGUCGCUGGCUGCUUCGCCAUGGCCAACGGACACAUCCUCAUGACCUCGCCUAAGCCUUUCGACUACUUCGCCGGCUCCAACAGUGGCGGCGCAAUCAACCGUCCCCUUGAGUCUAGCGGCGCUGACUUUCCUUGCCGCCGCACCGAUCAGGCUUUCAGUGGUCCUGCCAACACAUACCCCCAGGGCUCCAAGCAGAAGCUCAGCUUCCAGGGUUCGGCCGUUCACGGUGGAGGCUCGUGCCAGGUGUCGAUCACAUACGAUACCCAGCCAUCCAAGAGCAGCAAAUUCAAGGUCAUCCACACGAUCCAAGGUGGUUGCCCCGCUCGUGACACCAACGGCAACCUUGUGGGUACCGCCGAGACCCCGAACCCCAAUGCAUACGACUUCACGAUCCCCUCAGACCUCCCCGCCGGUAAGGGUACCAUCGCAUGGAGCUGGAUGAACAGAAUCGGCAACCGAGAGUUCUACAUGAACUGCGGCUCCGUCGAGAUCACCGGAGAUGGCGGCAACAAGGCUGCAUUCGAUGCUCUGCCCGAUCUUUUCGUUGCCAACAUUGCCGGCCAGGGUGAUUGCACGACCGACAGCAUGAACGACAAGGACCCUUGGAUCCCUGAUGCUGGUACGUCUGUCGAGGUCAACAAGGGCUCGUGGGGUUACGGCAACUUCACCUGCGAUGCCGCCGCCUAA